Paraglomus occultum is the source of this 426-nucleotide messenger RNA. Lineage: Eukaryota; Fungi; Glomeromycota; Glomeromycetes; Paraglomerales; Paraglomeraceae. The record is from the annotation of a GenBank genome assembly.
AUGUCAGAAGAAGAUCAUAUCACACCUAAAGUCGAAGAGAUUGAAGUGCGUGUCCACGAGGAAAGCGAUGCUAAUCCCGAAGACGCAGAAGCGGUUGACUAUAGUGCAACUCCAGAAGAUCUCCAAGCACACUUUUCAUCGUGUGGAACGAUAAACAGAGUUACGAUCCUUUGCGAUAAAUGGAGCGGGCAUCCUAAAGGAUAUGCCUACGUCGAAUUUGCGGACCCGUCACUAGUUGCAAACGCAAUGGCACUGAAUGAAACUUUAUUACGUGGACGUCCGAUCAAGGUGACAUCAAAACGGACAAAUAUUCCAGGAUUCAAUAGAGGUCGAGGGCGGGGCGGCAGGGCAGGAUGGCGAGGGGCAAGUGGGUUUUAUGGACAUGGGGCUUAUUAUAGUCCUUCUUUUAGAGGGCGUGCAAGGUAA